Centruroides sculpturatus (bark scorpion) is the source of this 2084-nucleotide messenger RNA. RefSeq names its product retinal homeobox protein Rx1-like. Bases 319 to 1389 code for a protein of 356 amino acids. The transcript is spliced from 5 exons. The record is from RefSeq and is a predicted model, not a curated record. Gene Ontology annotation, biological process: regulation of transcription by RNA polymerase II. NCBI's taxonomy places the organism in Eukaryota, Metazoa, Arthropoda, Arachnida, Scorpiones, Buthidae. Gene Ontology annotation, molecular function: RNA polymerase II transcription regulatory region sequence-specific DNA binding; DNA-binding transcription factor activity, RNA polymerase II-specific.
UUUGUAAUAGGGACAUACUUUCAUUUCAUUAUUUCCAGUUUCCUUUUCAGCUGUUUUCCCCCCUCGUAUAGUUUAAAUGUGUCCAAUGAAUAACCCCUACCCGCUGAUAACUGUUUCAAUAACGGAACAUUAAAAAGGAUGUUUAAUUCUCCCAUCAGCUUUCAUCAUCGUUUUAACAACAAGUACUUAAAGAUCAUUUUCCCGCAGAUCGACUAAAUCACGGAAAUACAACUGGUUACAAUUCGUUCAACUCAUUCAAACCUCUAAAAGAAUCACACACGCCAUAUCAUUUACCUUAAAUGCCACUAAUUGAAACUCAUGUACAUCCGUAACAUUCCACCAAAACCCAAUUCUAAACUACUAAAAUGCAUCUCAGACAUAUUUUCUUCCUUACAGACAAUGCAGACUAACAAAUCUGAAAUGAGAGGCAAUUUUCAUAGCAUACAAGUCAUGCUGGGACUACAACAACAGCAACAGCAGCAGCAACAACAACAACAACAGCAACAGCAGCAACAACAGCAAGCUGGUCACGCCGAUUUAUCUCAAAAUGCUCUAUCCAAUACCUUAUCGUUAAAUUCGGUUCCACUUCCUACUAAUUCUUUAUGCAAUGCACGGUUAACAAAUCCUCAAACAUCAGACUUGAUAGGAAAAGAAGUGACUGAAAAUCCAAAACAAAAUGUGGAAAAAUCACAAAAUAAUAGCAGCACCGAUAAAACUGUAAAGAAAAAGAAAACAAGAACAACAUUUACAGCAUAUCAAUUGGAUGAAUUGGAAAGAGCUUUUCAGAGAGCGCCAUAUCCUGAUGUUUUUGCAAGAGAGGAGCUUGCACUUCGUCUCAAUUUAAGUGAAUCUAGAGUACAAGUUUGGUUUCAAAAUAGACGUGCCAAGUGGAGAAAACGAGAACCACCGAGAAAAACAAAUUAUUUACAAACAGGUACUAGUACGGCUCUUCCUAAACCGUUCACGAAUCCAGCUCCGACAUUGCCACCUAUUAGCAAUAACAACGAUUCUUGGGCUUUUGCUGCAAAUGCAUAUGACUUUGGUUUUCAGACACCACCUUACACUAGCUAUAGCAGUAAUCCUCAUACUACUCUAGCGUCUAAUAAUCCUACAACAGGAUUUUAUAAUAGUAUGAUAUCGCCGCAACCUAUGUCACUCUCCGAUCCUCUUCUUCAAGGAUUGCGUUCAACACCGGAACUUCAACAAAAGAAUAUGUUAAAUUCUCCGAGUCCCACACAAUUUUCUACAUCAGUUAAUGAUAAGAAAGGCAACAUGUUACUGGAACCCGAAUCAUCGGAUCCUCAUCGUUUAACAACUCUUCCACCAUUAUUGUUAAAAACGAAAGAUAAUGCAGUAUCUCCUCUUCCUUCACUCGACUUCUUCACGUAACUUAAAAGGUCAUGUGAUGAUUAUUAUUAACAUUUUCUGACGUAAGAGAGUUUAUUUUAAAUUCCAAGAAGACUUUAAUCAUCUCUUAAAGCUUUCCUUCUUUAACGCGCUUCAUUAAAUUUAGGUUUUUUAACCUUUUACUAUGGAACAAAAUACGUUUGAAAAAAUCAAAGGCCAAAUAUUAAAUACAUUUUCUCUUUAUUUUAUUUUUUUUUCUAGUCAAGUCAAAAAUUUUUGUGCAAUUUUUAUUCAAAGAAGUGCUUCUAGUCUUAUUAGAAAAAUUGCAUUUUAAAACGAAUUUUUUAAAAAAGAUGUUUGUAGAACUUGGCUCUAUAAUAAGCCACUUCUUAUAUUUAGUAUCAUAGAUCAAAUAGAUAAUUAUAUUAUAGUCAUUAUCUAGUCUUAAGUGCCAAGUAUACAAAAUAUAAUCUAUCGAGUGCAACAUCGUGGCUUAUAGUUUUUACUAUUAAAAUAAAAAUCUAAAAAAAGUUUUGAUAUUAAUCUAUAUUUUUCUAUUUUUAUACUUACUCAAAACGACGUUUAAAUAUGAAUGCAAUUCUUCUCUUUGCCUUUUCUAAAUGUACUUGAAAGUUACUGUGUUUCUAGAUGUAAGUUUUGAACGUGUCCAAUUUCAAUGUGUCCAAUUAGUGAUAAAUCUGUAGAUGUUUAUAUUUUAAAUAAAAUAAAUGUAAUAU